This is a messenger RNA of Helianthus annuus (common sunflower), 2008 nucleotides long. Its product is annotated as pyruvate kinase isozyme A, chloroplastic. The record is from RefSeq and is a predicted model, not a curated record. Gene Ontology annotation, cellular component: chloroplast stroma; cytoplasm. Lineage: Eukaryota; Viridiplantae; Streptophyta; Magnoliopsida; Asterales; Asteraceae. Gene Ontology annotation, molecular function: potassium ion binding; magnesium ion binding; pyruvate kinase activity. Gene Ontology annotation, biological process: glycolytic process. Bases 93 to 1814 code for a protein of 573 amino acids. The transcript has 6 exons.
CUCACUUGUUUACUCCGUCACCCUCCUUCCUCCUUUCCUAGUCUAUAUCUACACUCAUUCAACAUUUCACACCCAACCAACCAACAACAACAAUGGCACAAUCUCUCAAUUUCUUCGUAUCAACCUCUCCAUCCCCAGACUUUUAUUCCCACUCCAAACUCGCCCUUCAAACCCCCCAUCAUCAUCAUCGACUCCUCUUCCCCUUCACCAACAAACCCCCCCUUCGUUUAUGCGCAUCUGCCGACAACGGUGUAUCCGCCGUGACAACCGAUUACGUCACCCAAAACAACGGGGUAUCAGUAUCUGCGGGUUCGAUCGAGGUGGAUGCGGUGACGGAGGCAGAGCUGAAGGAGAACGGGUUCAGGAGCACGCGGAGGACGAAGCUGGUGUGCACGAUCGGACCGGCGACAUGUGGGUUCGAGCAGCUGGAGGCGUUGGCUGUUGGGGGGAUGAAUGUGGCUCGGAUUAAUAUGUGUCAUGGGACACGUGAGUGGCACAAGAGCGUGAUUGAUAAAGUGAGGAGGUUGAAUGAGGAGAAAGGGUAUGCUGUUGCUAUCAUGAUGGAUACUGAAGGUAGUGAGAUUCAUAUGGGGGAUCUUGGUGGUGCUUCUUCUGCUAAAGCUGAGGAUGGACAAGUAUGGACUUUCAGUGUUCGGGCUUAUGAUACUCUUCGUCCUGAGCGCUGCAUCACUGUGAACUAUGAUGGUUUUGCAGAAGAUGUUAAAGUUGGGGAUGAACUCCUUGUUGAUGGUGGAAUGGUGAGGUUUGAGGUGAUAGAAAAGAUUGGUCCAGAUGUCAAGUGCUUGUGUACUGACCCCGGACUUUUGCUACCUCGGGCUAACUUGACUUUCUGGCGAGAUGGUAGCUUAGUUCGUGAACGUAAUGCCAUGCUUCCAACAAUUUCUUCAAAGGAUUGGUUGGAUAUUGAUUUUGGGAUUGCAGAAGGUGUUGAUUUCAUUGCAGUAUCAUUUGUCAAGUCAGCAGAAGUGAUUAAUCAUCUUAAAAGUUACAUCAAAGCACGGUCUCGUGAUGGGGAUAUAGCGGUAAUUUCAAAGAUCGAGAGCAUCGACUCAUUGAAAAACUUGGAGGAGAUAAUUCUAGCUUCUGACGGAGCCAUGGUAGCCAGAGGGGAUCUGGGUGCACAAAUCCCACUGGAACAGGUUCCGUUGGCUCAACAGAAGAUCGUUGAAGUGUGCAGACAGUUGAACAAACCAGUAAUAGUUGCUUCUCAACUACUAGAAUCUAUGAUCGAGUACCCGACACCUACCAGAGCUGAAGUGGCUGAUGUUUCUGAAGCAGUGAGACAACGAGCUGAUGCUCUUAUGCUGUCUGGUGAGUCGGCCAUGGGUCAGUUCCCUGACAAGGCUUUGACCGUCUUGAGAAGUGUUAGUUUAAGAAUUGAGAAAUGGUGGAGGGAAGAGAAACGUCAUGAAGUUAUGGAUCUUCCUGAUAUCGCUUCUUCUUUCUCUGAUAGUAUUUCUGAGGAAAUCUGCAAUUCUGCUGCCAAAAUGGCUAAUAACUUGGAGGUAGAUGCACUUUUUGUCUACACGAAAGACGGACACAUGGCAUCUCUCUUGUCGCGUAGCCGCCCGGAUUGCCCCAUUUUCGCUUUCACAACCGAUACAUUGGUUAGAAGACGUCUAAAUCUACAAUGGGGUCUAAUUCCGUUCCGCCUUGACUUCUCAGACGACAUGGAAACCAAUCUCAACAAGACUUUCUCUCUCCUCAAGGCUCGAGGUAUGAUCAAAUCUGGCGAUCUUGUUAUUGCUGUAUCUGAUAUGUUGCAGUCGAUUCAAGUUAUGAAUGUGCCAUAAGAAACACUUCGGUUUCAGUCCAUUUUAUUUCAUGAGGGCUCGUAAUGCCAACGCCAUAAAGUAUUGUAUUCGUGUUUUGCUAUGUUGACUUUUUAUUGACUUCAUCCCGGUGCCGACACUUGAUGUUUGAGAACUCAUGGAUUAUGUAAUUUGGUGAUUUGGUUUUGGUUGUUAAGUUAGUAGGUUGUGUUUUC